Grammomys surdaster is the source of this 2562-nucleotide messenger RNA. It is a transcript of the gene Chst3, whose product is annotated as carbohydrate sulfotransferase 3. The record is from RefSeq and is a predicted model, not a curated record. Gene Ontology annotation, cellular component: Golgi membrane. Gene Ontology annotation, molecular function: N-acetylglucosamine 6-O-sulfotransferase activity; chondroitin 6-sulfotransferase activity. Gene Ontology annotation, biological process: carbohydrate metabolic process; N-acetylglucosamine metabolic process. Lineage: Eukaryota; Metazoa; Chordata; Mammalia; Rodentia; Muridae. The coding region runs from base 187 to 1629 and encodes 480 amino acids. The transcript is spliced from 3 exons.
GGGGGCAGUUGGGGGCGGAUGCUGCCCGUGCUGGACGCCGGCCUCGGGAGAGUCAGAUCCGCCCGCCGGGAGGAGGAGGCUCAGCCGGGGUAAGUGGGGAUGAGGGUGUCCCCCACCUGAAGAGGACGGGUUGGGUCCCAAGCUAUGCUCCUGAGCUGAGUGCCUGAAGCCAGCCUGAGGGACUCCAUGGCGCCUCCUCUCCCCAUGGAGAAAGGACUCACUUUGCCUCAGGAUUGCCGGGACCUUGUACACAGCCUGAAGAUUCGAGGCAGAUAUGUCCUGUUCCUGGCAUUUGUCGUCAUAGUUUUCAUCUUCAUUGAAAAGGAAAAUAAAAUCAUAUCCAGGGUCUCCGACAAGCUAAAGCAAAUCCCUCAAUUUGUGUCCGACGCCAACAGCACCGACUCAGCCCUGCUCUUGUCGGAAAAUGCAUCUCUCCUGUCCCUGAGUGAGUUGGAUUCCACCUUCUCCCAUCUGCGGAGUCGCCUGCACAAUCUGAGCCUGCAGCUGGGCAUGGAGCCAGCAAUGGAGGCCCACGGCCGGGAGGCUGUGGCAGAGAAGCCAUCCCAGCAGGCUGGAGCAGGGACCCGGAGGCACGUGCUCCUCAUGGCUACCACCCGCACGGGCUCCUCAUUUGUAGGCGAGUUCUUCAACCAGCAGGGCAAUAUCUUCUACCUCUUCGAGCCACUGUGGCACAUCGAGCGCACCGUGUCCUUUCAGCAGGGAGGCGCCAGCGCGGCGGGCUCAGCGUUGGUCUACCGCGAUGUCCUCAAGCAGCUGUUGCUGUGUGACCUGUAUGUGCUGGAGCCCUUCAUCAAUCCUCCGCCCGAGGACCACUUGACUCAGUUCCUGUUCCGCCGGGGAUCCAGCCGCUCGCUCUGCGAGGAUCCGGUGUGCACACCCUUCGUCAAGAAGGUCUUCGAGAAGUUCCACUGCAGGAACCGUCGCUGUGGUCCACUCAACGUGACCUUGGCGGCCGAGGCCUGCCGCCGCAAGGACCACAUGGCCCUCAAGGCGGUGCGCAUCCGUCAGCUGGAGUUCCUGCAGCCGCUGGCUGAGGACCCAAGGCUAGACCUGCGAGUCAUCCAGUUGGUGCGCGACCCCCGGGCCGUGCUGGCUUCACGCAUAGUGGCCUUCAGGAGCAAGUAUGAGAGCUGGAAGAAGUGGCUGUCCGAGGGGCAGGACCAGCUGAGCAAGGAUGAGGUGCAGCGGUUGCGGGGCAACUGUGAGAGCAUCCGCCUGUCUGCAGAGCUGGGUCUGAGGCAGCCAGCCUGGCUGCGCGGUCGCUACAUGCUGGUGCGCUACGAGGAUGUGGCACGCAGGCCACUCGAGAAGGCCCGAGAAAUGUACAGCUUCGCGGGUAUCCCCUUGACCCCGCAGGUGGAGGACUGGAUCCAGAAGAACACGCAGGCGGCACGCGACAGCAGCGACGUCUACUCCACUCAGAAGAACUCCUCGGAGCAGUUUGAGAAGUGGCGCUUCAGCAUGCCCUUCAAGCUCGCGCAGGUGGUGCAGAAUGCCUGCGCCCCGGCCAUGCACCUCUUUGGAUACAAGUUGGCCAGGGAUGCCGACUCACUCACCAACCGCUCCAUCAGCCUCCUGGAGGAGCGGGGUACCUUCUGGGUCACGUAGUGGGGGGUGUCCAGGACCCUUGGAACCCCUUCUCAUGAAAAGCUGGCCCUGCUUCCCUCACACCUAGCCUGGCAGUGAGACACAGCCCUGGCAGAGAGUCAAAAUGGGGCACGGUGGUGAGAGUGUAGCCCCUGGCUGUAGUGGUAGGCCCCCUGCCAGCUAGAUUCCCCAGCGCAGCUACAGCUAGAGCCUUGGGGCUCCUCUGAGAAUAGCAGCACCCUGUCUUUAUAGGGGUACUGCUCACAAGGUGAGGACACCUUAUGACCUGCAGUGUUCCAAGCAGGCCCAAGUAGGUUCCUGUAUGUGGACACACCUCCCUGGCUCUUUCUCUUUCUGUCACAUAAACUAUACACGGAGCACAUAAAGGCCUGUAGGCUGUGUGGGCCAGCGUCCAAGUAUUAACAACCAGCAGGGGCUUAGGCCCUCUGCAGUCACUCAGACCUCCUACUGUAUCAAGUGUUAACCUCUUCCACUCUGAGUCAGGGAAGCCCGGGAUCUGGCUGAGCCCUUGGAAGGAGGAGGACAGCCUAGGGUGGGGAAGACGGAAUUUGAAGCUCCUCAGGGAACAAUAGCUGUUUGCCAGCUGAUAGAAAAUGGUUUGAUUAGCAGUUCUUGUCCUGAGCAUCAGCCUGUGUAGAGCAAGACACUCAAAGUGCAUAUAAAACAGACAAGACUGGGGGGGCGGGGAGUGUGGCUCAGUGGUAAAGCCCUCGCCUCUCAUGCCCAGGGCCCUGGGUGUGAUUCUCAGCACUAUAAAUAGAAGGGGAAAUAAGACAUACAUAUGUGUGUAGCACAGAGAGGGACAGAAAAGUGUAAUAAACACAUUCCCCCCAUAAACACACUAUUCUCUCUCUCUCUCUCUCUCUCUCUCUCUCUCUCUCUCUCUCUCACACACACACACACACACACACACACACACGUAUACCACAUACA